Molecule: messenger RNA, 1326 nt
Organism: Trichoderma harzianum CBS 226.95
Lineage: Eukaryota; Fungi; Ascomycota; Sordariomycetes; Hypocreales; Hypocreaceae
Exons: 2
Coding region: 1-1326 (441 amino acids)
Molecular function (GO): S-adenosylmethionine-dependent methyltransferase activity
Source: RefSeq, a predicted model, not a curated record
AUGGAUCACGACGGCGGGGCUACUUUGGCUGUGGCCGAGGAGAGCGCAUGGGCCAGUGUGGAUGGCGGCAUGGACGACCCUGAAGAGAUUCGGGUCAUUUUUUGCGCGCUGGAUUCGUUUGCACAAUAUGCCAAAGUCGCCCACUUCAACGUCACUCAUCUUCGCCGCCGGUCCUUCUACGCCCUCCCUCAGGCUCACUGGAAGCUCCUCGCCGGGCCUCCCUUCAACUUCCUUGACACACUGGACAAGGUCGAUGAGGCGAUUGACACCAACGCCGUUUUGGCUCGGGCCAUUCUCAAGUCAGGAUUGACUUCAUUCAAUGCCCUACCUCCCAGUGCAUCAGAGUCUGACCCGCCGGUCAUGCCGCAUGAGUGGGCUGGAGUAGCCAAGCAUGCAGACAUUGACAAGGCGAGAAGCACUCUCCGCCAGUUCUAUCGCGACUGGACUGAAGCUGGCGCAGAGGAAAGGGCCGCAUCAUACGGCCCCGUGAUGAGAGCUCUUGAAAAAGAGACCAAGGCGUCGGAGGGCAGGCGUUUGAAAGUACUAGUUCCAGGCGCGGGUUUGGGAAGACUGGUGUUUGAACUGUGCCGGGAUGGCUAUGAAGCUGAGGGAAAUGAAAUAUCCUACCACCAGCUAUUGGCAUCAUCGUACAUUCUCAACGAAUGCGCAAAAGCUGGAGAGCACACCAUCUACCCAUGGAUACACACAUUCUCCAACCACCAAACUCGGGAGAACCACCUCCGCAGCUACGCCGUACCCGACAUCCACCCCGGCACCACCCUUCUCAACGCCCCCAACCUAGGCUCCAUGUCCAUGUGCGCCGCCGAUUUCCUGUGCCUAUACGGCGACGAAGACUACGAAUCUUCCUACGAUGCCGUCGCCAGCGUCUUCUUCCUCGACACGGCGCCCAAUCUGAUUCGAUACCUCGAGGUCAUCUACCACUGCCUCCGCCCCGGCGGCGUCCUCAUCAACGUCGGCCCCCUGCUGUGGCACUUUGAGAACAACGCGCCGGGCAAUCACGGGCACGACGAUGACGGCGAUGGCGAGCACGACUUUAACAACUCGUCUGGCAUUGCUGAUCCUGGGAGCUUUGAACUGAGCAACGAUGAGGUUAUGGCGCUGGUGGAGAAGUUGGGAUUUGUGGUAGAGUCGAUGGAGAUGGGCCUCAGAGCGCCGUACAUUCAGGAUUCGGAUAGCAUGCUGCAGACGGUGUACAAUGUGACGACGUGGGUGGCUCGCAAGCCGCUGGAAAAGGAAACGAGCGAUGUGAAGAAGACAGACGUGGAGAAGGAAACGAACGAUGUCAAGAACACACAACAGACAUGA